AUGGUAGUGGCUAUAGCUACGGCAACGGUAGUGGCUAUGGCUUCGCAAAAUCGAAAGCUCUUUCUUAACAAAGUAACAAACUGCAAAGGCUACGAGAAUUCUACUUUAAAUUGGUAUGACGUCACCAUUGAGCGUGACCCAACUACCAAGGAUUUCACGUUUAGUUUAAAACUUAGAGUAAUAAAAGAAGUUAGCACAAAAUUGGAAAUUGAAUUCAAUGUUUGGAAAUGUGAUGCUGCAGGAAGCUUGGAUAGCUGCGAAUAUUUUAUUAAAGGAAUGAAAAAUAAAAAUAUUUGUCAAAUUAUUUCACAAAAGCAUACAUUUUGGUCACCUUUUGUUGAACAUUUCCAGCCUCCAUUAAGAUGUCCCAUCAAACCAGGAGUAUACGAAUCAAAAAAAGUGCCUUUUCAAAGUAGCUUAGUGCAACUAUUUCCUGGAAACUCAUUUUGGAAAUCUCAAAUGAAAGGAUUUGAUAAUGGAUUAAUAAUAUCAUGUGCUGAAACAGAUUUAAAGGUUAAUACAGAAAGACAUGGAUGA
Molecule: messenger RNA, 537 nt
Organism: Ceutorhynchus assimilis (cabbage seed weevil)
Lineage: Eukaryota; Metazoa; Arthropoda; Insecta; Coleoptera; Curculionidae
Source: the annotation of a GenBank genome assembly